Porites lobata is the source of this 2783-nucleotide messenger RNA. Lineage: Eukaryota; Metazoa; Cnidaria; Anthozoa; Scleractinia; Poritidae. The record is from the annotation of a GenBank genome assembly.
UUUUCACCCCGGCUUUGUUUUACAGAAUCUGAUCAAUUUAGGGAUUCAAAGGAUUUUAUAGCUGUAUUGAAAAAGCCUAAAAUUGAAAACCUUGAUCAGCAUGAGCUGGACUGGGAAAGAGAUGAUCAGCAUGAGCUGGACUGGGAAAGAGAUGUGGAUCGGCCAAUGCUUAGGAAGGAGCUUGGAGCGUGCGCAAUGCCAACAUGGGCUCCCGAAACGGAGAAAUACCCCAGAACGUAUGCUGCUACCACAGAACCCAAGGUCAAAGUUCAUUUUCUAGGUUUAAAAAAGGUAAGACUGUUUUGAAAAGUAGCAAUAAAUACUUCCCCGAAAAGAAAUCUGAAAUAACCUGAAUAAGAAGGGAUGGAUGGGUUGGGCGUUAAGACCAGAACAGAAGUUAACUUUUUUGAGGGAGGCGGUGGGGUUCUGUUUAGCAGGCAGCCUCUUCCCCAGGGGGUUACCCUGGGAACGGUUGCCAUCCGCCGUUGGGCGUCUUGUAUCGAUAGGAAAUGUGUCGUUAUCUGAAUCAAGGAAACUCCCAAAAUUUUGCAUGCACUCUAGCCGAAGUUAGCUUGUCAACGAUAUCGACGGCGGCUUGAUUCAAAAGGCUGCAACCCACAAAAAAAAACCAGCUUCCUUCAUCGACUACUUCUCUGGGUACGAAACUUCGGAGAAUCGGUUUCAUUGCAAGUACUGACAUCAGACUAGCACAUACGUUAAUACGGGCACGAUAUACAAAUAGUUGCAUUCGAUAUGCCAGUGACUCGACAGAUUGAGUAAAGAUGCCAGAAAGAAAGGAUGAAAGAGACAAUGAAUCAGCCAUGAGUGAACAUGCAGAGACGAGUGAAAAGAAAUAGGGAGGAGGGCACCGUCAAAUCUAUUAUUCACGAGAAGAAAACUGCAGUAAAAAUGCCAUUUGGGAGGACGGAUAAUCCUCUUAUCAGCCGAAGCAGUCUAGGGUCUCGAUCGCGACCACACCGUAAUUUCGAUCCGAUAAAAGAUUGCUAGCCUUAGAAAACAGCCGAUAUUUGGCAACGAUACCACUGGUUUGCCCGCCAAAUGACGUCUGAGAAACAAGCGCAGAAAUUCCAUACUGAUGAUGCGUCACUACUUAGAUCUGGGUAGUGCUUCUGAUUGGUCGUCAGUAAGUAAAUCUAAAUCGGGCAUGGCUGUAAGGGACCAUCUUUUCUUACUCAAAGAAGGCGUUUUUGGGGCGUGUGAUUGAGCAGGGUUAGGAUGCUGUGGGCUUACUGAUUUAUACGUAAAAGACAACUGUACUCUUAAAGUUCUUUUCGCUUUUUUUUCUUUUUUACCAGGAGUAUGAAAAGGUACAGAGUCGUGUAAAUCGCCAGUCACGGCAGCGGUUGGCAGACGGCAAAGUUCGCAUCAUGAUCAAAACUGAAGCUCAGAUUGAACACAUUGGGGUAUACGUGGAGCGUAUUCCAAUGGCUGCUGCUUUAAGUGGUGAUGUCACAGGCAGAGUUCCACUGAAUGUCAAACUGGGAGCACAAAUGAUCAACAAGGUGCGCAAAAUGCUAGUGAUCGGAAAUCGUAAAAUUAGGAAAUUUAUCAUGAUCAUUAGGAGAUUAGGAUAGGGGCUGUUCAUCUCUCUAUCACUCCAUCCUCUAUAUAGUCUUUCUACUGCAAAAGCAUCACCCCAUGAAAAGGAAUCCAAGACAGUCUUGGAACCCGAAUUCCACACCGUGGAUUUCGAAUACUCUGUCAGUGGAACAUGGAUACCGGAUUCUAACCGUUUGUCAAAUUCCGGAUUACUUGAAAUGUAUUCCAGAUUCCAAAGCCCAAAAUCUGGAUUCUACAAGCAAAACUGAUUUCCACGAUUCCGGAAUCCAGAUUACGUUACAUGGCGCGAGAAGCAAAAGCAAUUUGCGCCGCAUUUGUGAGCUUCCGUUCCCAUACUUUAAUCCUCCCCACCUUAUCUUGGAAAACGAACACAGUAAUGUUUAAGCAGUUAUAAUAACUCCUCUAGUGGGGUUAAUUUAACUCCUUACAGUGGAGUUAUUUUUGGGGGAGUUAUUUUAAUUUCAAAAAGGAGUUUAAAGAACUCUUUUUCAGGAGUAAAAAUGACCUCAGAUAUUGAGGAGUUAAAAUGACCCCCAAAAAGGAGUUAUCCUGUACCUAAAAUUUUUACUCCACUUUCAGAGUUAAAUUAACUCCAAAAAGAGUAAAAACAACCCAUGUAAGGAGUAAAAAUAACCUCAUUUUCGGAGUUAUUUUAACUCCAGGCUAGGAGCAAAAAGAACUCUUUUUCAGGAGUAAAAAUGACCCCAAAAUUGGAGUUAAAUUAGGAGUUACAAUAACCCCAAAAAGGAUUUAUCCUGUGCCUAAAAUUUUUACUCCAUUUUUGGAGUUAUAAUAACUCUCUAAAAAUUACAGUGAAAGUAAACAAACUCACUGUAUGUUAUCUACGCAACGAGCGGAAAAGUCUUAUCACCCUCUACCGACGGAUUGUUGCUGUCUAUGGCUCCAUGUACUAUUACUCUUAGCUCCAAGAACGACAGUUGCUACCUACGGUAAAUUCAUUUCUAACUGACGGCUUAUUCUGUUUCUGUUGUUAGCAAUUCUUGUCAGUGGAUCUGGACUCAGUUUACAUGUCUUCUCAAGGAACUCCUGUUUAUAAGCUCUCUACUGUUGACGCGGACAGGCGAAACCGAUUCCGUUUAAUUGUUACAGUGCUGUUCAUUGAUGGAGAGGGUAGCAGGUCAUUUGCUAGUCCGCCUUUCCUUCUUCGAAGCCGCAGACCAGAGAGAAAGAAGUCUUGUUAA